AUGAGUCUAACAGAGCUGCGAGCUUUCCUGCGUCGAAUACUGGGCUGCUUUAUAUCAAAUGCCCAGAGCCAGCCAGAGGAUACCACAGAUGUAGCUGAAGCUCCAAAUUGCCGAUUCCCGCUCGAUGAUGACAGUUCAGAUGCGUUGACGCUGCCGGAUGGACGGAAACUUGGAUAUGCACAAUAUGGUUUAUUGACGGGCAAACCUGUCUUCUACCUACAUGGUCUUCCAGGAGCACGUACUGAAGCCGCAUGUUUUGAAGAGCUAGCCCUGGAACUAGGGGCCCGUAUCAUUGCCACGGACCGGCCUGGUAUGGGCUGGAGCUCGCCUCAUCCAGGUCGGUCACUUCUCGACCAUCCAAAGGACCUGGAGGAGCUCGCAAAGCAUCUUAAACUAGAAGAAUAUGGAGUACUUGGGAUAUCAGGAGGCGGGCCAUAUGCACUUGCCUGUGCUGCAUCACUGCCGCGAGAAAAGCUCAGAGCAGUCUCUAUUAUCUGUGGCCUCGGCCCGCCAGACAUCGGUAUGAAGGGUGCAUGCUGGGCUAACUGGCUUGGAUUUACCCUCGGUUACCGCUACUUCCCCAUGGCCACCGGAUGGUACCUCAAACGCCAGAUGGCAGCGGACCUGACCCUAACUGAUGAGGAACGAUACCAGAGACUACUAAAGGAGGUGCUAAAGGCGAAGUCCAUGCCCGAAAAGGACCGUGAAAUUAUGAAGGAUGAAAGUACUCUAAGGCUAUUCCUACGUACAAGUCGGCAAAGCUUUUCGCAGGGAAGUGAUGCGGUUGUACAAGACGGCAGGCUCAUGUGUAAGUACCUUGGCUUCCGAGUAGAAGAUAUACGUCCAGAUUUGCCUGUGCAGCUUUGGUACGGGAAACAGGACGUCGCUGUUCCACUGAACCAUGGCGUGCAGAUAGCUGUGAGGCUUGGUGGAAGAGCAGCUUUCAGAGUCGUCGAUGAGACACACUUGAGUAUAUGGGCAAAUUACAGGGAAGAAGCAUUGAGAGCGUUGGUACAGUGUAUUUGA
Messenger RNA from Nannizzia gypsea CBS 118893, 1026 nucleotides. RefSeq lists its product as hypothetical. The record is from RefSeq and is a predicted model, not a curated record. The coding region runs from base 1 to 1026 and encodes 341 amino acids. Lineage: Eukaryota; Fungi; Ascomycota; Eurotiomycetes; Onygenales; Arthrodermataceae. The transcript is spliced from 2 exons.